This is a messenger RNA of Dibothriocephalus latus, 1476 nucleotides long. NCBI's taxonomy places the organism in Eukaryota, Metazoa, Platyhelminthes, Cestoda, Diphyllobothriidea, Diphyllobothriidae. The record is from the annotation of a GenBank genome assembly.
AUGCCACAGUCGCCUCGAUCGGUCCUACUCCCCUUUCUGUUGCUGAUUAUCUCAACAGAAAGGACGACAGCCUUCCUACCGACAGUCUGUGUGCAGAAUAUCAGCUCCACUGGUGGUAGUGGAGUUUGCUGUCCCGUUAGUGAGACUACAGGAGCAGUGUGUGGAGGUCGCACAAGGGGAGAAUGUGCCCCUGUAUUUGAAAACCAGGACGCAGAUCCGCCACCCGGAUGGUCCGCCGACGAUCGACUGCAUUGGCCAUUAACAUUUUUUAACCAAACUUGCCGCUGUGAGGGAAAUUUCUUUGGCCUAAUCUGCGAGGAGUGUUGGUUUGGUUGGGAAGGCCCCGACUGUUUGACUCGACGCGUCUACACGCGACGCAACGUGCUGUCAUUCACGCCGCAGGAGCGUAAAAAGCUGAUAACUAUAAUCAGCGCAAUGCCCCAGGUGCCGACAGAUCGAUUUGUCCUCUUGGAGACUGAUAACGAUCACUCCGAUCCCCUAAGAACGCCCACCUUUCUGCCAGUAACUCUGCACGGUCUGAUCACUUUCAUCCACUUCUACACAAGCCGCAGCAUUCUGUUUCAUGAUUGGCAGCAAUGUUUCAAGUUGGAGAGCCUGGAUUUUAAUCACAACACGAACGGCUUUCUGACCUGGCACCGUUAUCUGAUGCUCUUCUGGGAACGUGAAUUGCGCAAGAUUGCGAUUCGACUCUAUGAAUGGCACGACUUCGCACUGCCCUACUGGGACUGGGUUGACGCUGAGGAGUGCGAGGUUUGCACCAACGACCUGGUCGGUGGUGCCGGAGACUGGCUGGAGUUCACUCGGCGUCUCGACCGGAGGAGCGUCUUCUAUAAUUUCACCGAAUACUGUUCACUCCCCACAGGUACGAUAACCUGCCAGGGCUGCCAUGCGCAAUGGCCGAAUCGAACGUUCCUCACUCGGUAUUUCUUUGCAAACGAAUUUCCUACAACAACUGAUUUGGAAUUUACGUUGAGCCGAAGGAAUUUCUUCCUCGAAGACCCGGAAGAAAGCAUGGUUAAAUGCCGAUCCUUCCAUCAGGCACUCGAAGGCUUUUGUGGCCGUCCAGACGACAACAGCACCCACCUCUUUAUGCAUAAUAAAGUGCAUAACAUGGUUCGAGGCAGCCACUGUUGUUCGGCCACUUCGACUAACGACCCCCUCUUCAUCUUGCACCACACCCAAAUUGAUCGGAUCUUCGAGCUCUGGUUCCGUCGCACGCAACCUCGCAUCACUGAGUACCCAGCGGAUCACGUUGCUCCGGGCAGUUGCAGAGAGUGCCCGCUAAUUGGUUGGAUUCCUGUAGUUCGACAUGUUCAAUUCUUUAAAGAGGCAGAAAAGUUGGGAAUUCGCUAUGACAACUUCAACUUCGGAAAACAGGGCUUUAGAGGAGACCGUUACCUUAAAUAUGGACCGCGACACGAGGAGAGUUAUUAUGCUCGAAAUUCGCCAAAGUAG